Molecule: messenger RNA, 2355 nt
Organism: Momordica charantia (bitter melon)
Lineage: Eukaryota; Viridiplantae; Streptophyta; Magnoliopsida; Cucurbitales; Cucurbitaceae
Gene: ATSUV3
Product: ATP-dependent RNA helicase
Biological process (GO): mitochondrial RNA 3'-end processing
Cellular component (GO): mitochondrial degradosome
Molecular function (GO): ATP binding; RNA helicase activity; hydrolase activity, acting on acid anhydrides
Source: RefSeq, a predicted model, not a curated record
UGAUAAUUUCACUCAGCAGUUAGCAUAUUUUUGUGAGGCAAAUUCACCAUUAACCGAAAAUGUCCCAAUUUUGCAUAUUAUUGCAGGGGUCCGCAAUUGCAUUGGCCAUGGAGUAAACGAGCAGUAGAAACUUGGAAGUCAUUCGGUUGAAGGUUUCAGGACCCGAAGUCUGCGUGUCAAUGGAAGGAAGACCUACGGAACUCCGAGAAUUCUGGGAAUGAGUUUCGGAAUUGGAGUGGCAAUCGAAGAAACCUUCGCGAUUUUCAGCUGACCACAUGUUUUCCUUCGUUUUGAUCCCCGCUCAAGUUCUACUAGCGACCCCAUGCGUGUUGGAACAUGUUUGUCAUCGUAGCUGACAAUGGCGUCGAUGCAUUUCUGCCGCAAGCUUUUCUCCCCGGCGGGUUCUUCUGUUCUCUCCGGUUUUGUGGGGGCACUAAGCAAGGAUUUCAAAUUGAACUUUGGACCUUUUGGCUGUAGGCAGUACAGUAUCUACAGCAGUGCCGAUAAAUUUGAUUUCACAGACUUGACACGUCCCCAUUCAUGGUAUCCAAAUGCAAGAAGGAAACAUCGCAAAAUUUUUUUGCACAUGGGUCCAACUAAUAGUGGCAAAACUCACAAUGCUUUGAAGAGGCUUGAAUCAAGUGGUUCUGGCAUAUAUUGUGGUCCCCUGAGAUUGUUGGCUUGGGAAGUGGCUAAGCGGUUGAAUAAGGCAAAAAUUCCUUGUGAUUUGAUCACAGGACAAGAAAAAGAGGAAGUUGAUGGUGCAAAACACAGGGCUGUGACUGUUGAGAUGGCUGAUGUAACCUCCAACUACAGUUGUGCAGUUAUUGAUGAAAUUCAGAUGUUGGGAUGUAAGACAAGGGGAUAUUCAUUUACACGUGCACUACUUGGAAUUUGUGCUGAUGAGCUUCACCUUUGUGGAGAUGCAGCUGUUGUACCUCUUAUUCAGGAAAUUCUAAAAGUAACUGGUGAUGAUAUCGAGGUACAAUACUAUGAGAGACUUUCACCUCUGAUUCCAAUGAAAGUUCCACUUGGACCCUAUUCUAAUAUUAGGACGGGUGAUUGUGUCGUUACCUUUUCACGUCGUAAAAUAUAUGGCUAUAAGAAAAAAAUUGAAAGUGACAGUAGACAUCUUUGCUCUGUAGUUUAUGGUUCACUACCACCAGAAACUCGAACGAGGCAGGCAACAAUGUUCAAUGAUACAACCAGUGAGUUUGAUGUGCUGGUGGCUAGCGAUGCCAUUGGGAUGGGUCUUAAUUUGAACAUCUCGAGGAUCAUAUUUUCAACUAUGGAGAAAUUUGAUGGUUUUGAAAUGCGGGAGCUUACUAUACCAGAGAUCAAACAGAUUGCAGGUAGAGCUGGCAGGUAUGGAUCAAAAUUUCCCAUUGGCGAAGUAACUUGUAUAAAUGGAGAUGAUUUACCCUUACUUCAUUCAUCACUAAAGUCUGCGUCUCCCACUAUAGAGAGAGCUGGGCUAUUUCCAACUUUUGAGCUCAUGUAUUUAUAUUCCCGUCUACACCCAGAAAAUGGCCUGCGGCAGAUACUGGAGCACUUUGUUGAUAAUGCUAAAUUAUCUGAAAAUUAUUUUAUUUCUGACUGUGAAGAAAUGUUGAAAGUUGCUGCCGUCCUUGAUGAGAUGCCCCUCAGUUUGCACGACAAGUACCUUUUCUGUAUCAGCCCUGUGGACAUGGCUGAUGAUAUUACAUCCCAAGGUCUUACACAGUUUGCUCAAAAUUAUGCAAAUAAAGGCAUUGUUCGGCUACGAGAAAUAUUUACAGCAGGAACUCUUCAAGUGCCACAAACACAAGCUGCCCUGAAGGAGCUGGAGUCCAUUCACAAGGUUUUGGAUCUCUAUGUUUGGUUGAGUUUUCGACUGGAGGAAUCAUUCCCAGACCGUGAAUUGGCAGCUGCACAGAAGUCAGUUUGCAGCAUGCUGAUCGAGGAGUUUUUAGGAAGAAUAGGAUGGCAAAGACCAAGAACAAGGCAAUUAAAGUCGAAUAUCCGCUCAAGGUCCCUCCUAUCCUCUAGUGUUAAACGAUAUCUCUGAGAUAUUCGUUGCAUAGUAGUAGCUUUAAAAGCUGAGAAUUUUGAGUUUUCUUUACCCCACUAAUGUAUACAUAGAAAAGAGCCUCAUCAAGCAGAAAGUCUGUUGCUUUCCAAAUUUUAACCAAUCCAAUUAGACGUAGGUUUCCUUAUUGAGUUGCUGUAUAAAUCUUGCUGGUAAAUAUGUUUACACGAGUGAUUCUGUUUACCAUUAGUUGCAGUUUAUUGCGAACUUGAUUCAAAAGGAAGAUUUUUGUAUACCUCUUCCCUAUAAUAUUUCUAUGGAGAGACAUGGAUCUUUUACAUUUCCAA